AGCAUUACUCAAUCUUUGUUCCGUGCAUCCCGUGAGAAUUAGUAAUAUAUAUGGCGAAUUGGUCUUGAAUCUUAUCUCCCUAACAGCAAUUCUGCAGAGUUUAUGUUGUUCCGGAGGAGUUAUAUUUCCUUGGAAGGCGAAUCUGACCCUCAUUGAACCCUUCGGAACUGCCUCAGAAGUAGAAGAACAAGAAAAGUCAAGACCAGCAGUUCAAUCCCACCGCGCGUCGCGUAGAUGAAGAUCUUCCAAAGUCGAUCACUCCCCAUCCCAUCUCUUCACGAUCCACAAUUGUAACUAACAUUGACGGAGAACCAAGCUAAGAUUGUAGAGUUAACAGCUUUUGAUUGGUGCUGCGAGGAUGAUGAACACAUCUGGGACUAAUGGUUUGUUGGCGUUAUCGUCUACAUCGGGGAAUAACACGCAAUCCCCUGGUCUGAAGACGCAUUUCAAGACUCCAGAGGGGAGGUAUAAGCUUCAGUAUGAGAAAACUUACCCUGCUGGCCUUCUUCACUAUGGCCAUGGCAAGACCGUUACUCAGGUAACCCUAGCUCACCUUAAAGACAAGCCAAUGCAGACACAAUCACAGUUAUCAACUUCUGGGACAAACAGUAGUGUUAGGUCUGCAGCAGCAAGGUUGUUAUUGGGUGGUGGAAAUGGGAGUAAGGCACUUAGUUUUAGUGGCUCUAAUGGCGGAAGUAAGUCCGUUAGUGGGAUGAGUACUAGAAUUGGAUCAUUAGGUGCUUCAAGCUCAAAUCAGUGUGUAGGGAAUUCAAAUUUCGAUGGUAAGGGAGAUUACUUGGUGUUCAACGUUGGUGAUGCAGUAUUUAUCUCUGACUUGAACUCUCGUGAUAAGGAGCCUAUAAAGUCGAUACAUUUUAGUAAUUCAAACCCCAUCUGCCAUGCUUUUGAUCCAGAAGCUAAGGAUGGUCAUGAUCUUCUUAUUGGUUUAACAUCUGGGGAUGUUUAUUUAGUGUCUUUGAGGCAGCAAUUGCAAGACAUUGGAAAGAAGCUUGUUGGAGCACAGCAUUUUAACAAAGAUGGCUCUGUUAACAACACCCGUUGUACUAGUAUUGCAUGGGUGCCUAAUGGUGAUGGAGCUUUUGUUGUGUCUCAUGCGGAUGGAAGCUUUUAUGUCUAUGACAAGAGUAAGGAUAGUUCAAGUGAUCCUUCAUUUCCAGUUAUUAAGGACCAUACCCAAUUUUCAGUGGCACAUGCACGCCAUAGUAAGAAUCCUGUUGCCAGGUGGCAUAUUUUUCAAGGUGCAAUAAAUAGCAUUGCUUUCUCAACAGAUGGGACCUAUAUUGCAACUGUAGGGAGAGAUGGCUACUUACGAGUAUUCGACUACAGAGGUGAACAACUUGUAUGUGGUGGGAAAAGCUAUUAUGGUGCACUAUUAUGUUGUGCUUGGAGCAUGGAUAGUAAAUAUAUACUAACGGGAGGAGAGGAUGACUUAGUUCAAGUUUGGAGUAUGGAUGAGCGGAAGGUUGUAGCAUGGGGAGAGGGACACAACUCAUGGGUGAGUGGCGUGGCCUUUGAUUCUUAUUGGUCAGCACCUAAUGCAGAUUGCUCAGGCGAAAAUGUUGUCUACCGGUUUGGUUCUGUUGGCCAGGACACACGAUUGCUUCUAUGGGAUCUGGAAAUGGAUGAGAUUGUGGUCCCAAUUCGACGCCCUUCCAGCGGAUCACCAACACUCAGUACAGGAAGCCAGUCUGCCCACUGGGACAUGGCAGGUCCUGUGGGAUGCUUACAACCCGCUCCAAGCAUGCGUGAUGUCCCUAAGCUGUCACCUUUGGUUGCCCACCACGCUCACACCGAACCGCUAUCCAGUUUGUUAUUCACGCAAGAAUCUGUUGUCUCCAUUUGCAGAGAAGGGCACAUUAAGGUUUGGAGGAGACCGGGAUUUGGUGAAAGCCCGACAAGCAACUCUGCUGCAGAUGCUUUAUUAUUGAAGGAAAAACAACAACCAGUUUCGAGUAAGGUGGGUAGUUUGAAUGUCAAACAGUAGCCAUAUGGAUGGAUGCAUGAUGACAUAACUCGCACUGGGACAUACAUUUCGGGGAUGCACGCCAUCAGUUCAGAAGAGAAGCGGGCUCAACCCAACCCCCUUGUAAUUAUGAGAAGGGUUGUAAAAAAGGAGUAAAGUUUUUCGAUGAGCAGCAGCGGCGGCAUGGGGAAAAUAAUUACUCAUAAUAAUAUAGGUACUAGGACACACUCUUUAUGUAGUUAGAUAAUCUGGAUUUUAAUAUUAAGCUCUGGCUAUGCGAUUAUUAGCAAGCAGAAUUUUGCUUCGGGUUUUGCAUUAUUAGGUACCAUAGUAUCUGUUAAAAAAUAUGUUCUUUUUUUCCUUUUAAAAUGGUCAUAUAAUAAAUCAUACCGAUGCCAUUAAUGAUUAUCUUUCCAUCUCCAGUUCAUCAGUUUCGC
This is a messenger RNA of Cuscuta epithymum, 2421 nucleotides long. NCBI's taxonomy places the organism in Eukaryota, Viridiplantae, Streptophyta, Magnoliopsida, Solanales, Convolvulaceae. The record is from the annotation of a GenBank genome assembly.